Molecule: messenger RNA, 774 nt
Organism: Fonsecaea nubica
Lineage: Eukaryota; Fungi; Ascomycota; Eurotiomycetes; Chaetothyriales; Herpotrichiellaceae
Exons: 2
Coding region: 1-774 (257 amino acids)
Molecular function (GO): protein binding
Source: RefSeq, a predicted model, not a curated record
AUGUGGUCCGCCCAGCCAACUCCCCUGACUGAAGCAGUUGCCUCUGGUGAUGUUGAGAAAGUCAAAAGCCUCCUUGGCCGGCCCGCGGCCAACGACAUCCAUGAUUUCACGGUCCAGGACAAAUUCUACGCCAUGCGCACUGCGGUGGAGAGGGACUAUCUGUGGAUUGUAUCUCUCCUCCUAUCGAAAGGCGUCAAACCUUGUCCUUUCGACUUCUGCACUGUGGUGAAGAACCUCUCGUACCCGAUCCUCGAGCUCAUGCUGAAUACGGGAUUUGAUAUUAACGCCGCCUACCAAAAGGAGUAUCCUCCAUUUUGGCGUGAUGCCUUUUCUGAUUUGGAGCUUGUCCGCUGGCUUGUCGAGCAUGGCGCCGAUCCUAACGCUCCCACCAUGUUUGGCCUCACACCUUUCACCAUUGCUGUUCAAUGUGCUUCUUUUGAGACUAUCAAACUGCUUCUCGAGCUUGGUGCAUCAGUCCAACAUGGCUACCCUCUACAUUCUGCUGUCUGGAACAACCGCGAAGAAGAGAUCAUCGAGCUUCUUUUGAAUAGUGGUGCGUCGCCCAGUACCAUUGAGUUCGAAGGACAACCUCAAGCGUACGCUGACUCUGUCACCGGGGUCGGAACACCGCUACACGUUGCCUACCUGGCUGGUAACCAUAAGCUGGUUCAAUUACUUCUCGAGCAUGGCGCCGACCCUAAAAUCAGGGACACCAGAGGCAGGCGGCCCGCGGAAAUUUACAAAAUCAAGGGCCAUCUUACUGCCUCCAUGUAG